Protopolystoma xenopodis is the source of this 897-nucleotide messenger RNA. NCBI's taxonomy places the organism in Eukaryota, Metazoa, Platyhelminthes, Monogenea, Polystomatidea, Polystomatidae. The record is from the annotation of a GenBank genome assembly.
AUGCUCACCUGCGUCUACUCCGCCCAUCCUCGUCAACUGGACGUGAUCGGAGAAUGUUGUGUCGUCAACUGGAGACAUGGGCGCAUGUUUCACACAAUCCUCUUUCCAUUUGAUGCGACAAAAGGCAGUUCAGAGCAUGUCCACUUCCAGUCGAGAGGCGGUCGUAAGAACCGACUUCUCUGCCGCCACCAGACGUCAAAGAAGAGGAAAAAGUGGACCCAGAUCAAGAGCUGUAUGCCUCCCGGGCCGCAUAGUGGUUCACACUUCCAGCGUGAGUUGGAGGUGGCAAAUUUGGAGAAAAAUACUCUUCUGACUGUAAAGCAUGCGGUUGUAGGAGCGCUACUUCUGACCUCGUUUCGCCGGUACGUCAGUUCGGCAGGUCACUGCCUCGAGAGUCGGCUCAAAGGAGACGGCCGGCAUGAAUGGCCUGGUCGCCGAUUGGCCGGUUUGUGUGAUCCGACCGCUGUGACGCACGACAACACACACAACACGACAAUAGACAAGAGGAUAGACAGGAAAAAACGACAGCCCAACAAACCACACGACGACACAGGCGCAACAAGACAGACGAAAGAGCCGGCAUGUGAAAAGUGGGCAAAGUCGGUGCAAAACAGUCGCCAUUCACUUGGUCACCGCGGCCAUCUCGACAACCCUCGGGACCCUUUUCGAGCCGCACCUCGACGGUUCGAGUCCCGCCGAGGCGCUUUCGCAUGCACACAACACUGCGUCGUGGGUGCCGCGCAUGUGACCGACCGAGAAAUGCGUACAAACUUGCAGAAAGCUCAACAUCGUCCAUCAAUCGAGGAUGAUACAGCAAGCCGCGUCUAUCUAUACACGCUUUCAUCCACUUACCACCUUUUUCGGAGUGGCCUCAUCUUCCGCCCAUUCUGUCGCUAA